AUGGCGGACGCUAAACGGGCUCUGGUACGACAGCAAAUAGGGAUCGCGCGCGGGCAGCGCGGGCGCCGCAAAGUGGGAUGCGUCAGGGGCCAGCUCGAUGCAGAGCGUGCCAGAGUUGGACCCCGAAGGGAGGCGUCAGCGGCAACGGGCUCGCCACAAAAACGGCGCUUGCCUUACGUAACUCCGCGAAAACGCCGGCGGGCACGUGACCGCGUCUCCGCCCGCUCAUGUAUUACUAAUGAGCUGGGCUGCGUGGUUGCGUGGCUCCGUCUGCGCUCCGUCUGCGCUGCCUCCUCACGCAAAGAUGAGCAAAUAGGCUUCGAAAUACGUCCAAUCAACACUCUCUCUACGCGAAAUCCCCCGCUACGCGCAGCGCAACCCCCCUUUUUGCUCAAUGGCCCCGCGCCAGCUUGUGACGAGGGAAUAUGCGAUUUUCGCCUCGUAUUUCGACGCAUCCCGACGCAAUCCGACGCAUUUCGUACCUGGGAGAAACACCGCCAAGAAGCCAAAGAUGACGAAACACUGGCUUUUCGCCUAUAG
Messenger RNA from Lachancea fermentati, 540 nucleotides. Lineage: Eukaryota; Fungi; Ascomycota; Saccharomycetes; Saccharomycetales; Saccharomycetaceae. The record is from the annotation of a GenBank genome assembly.